CUCCCCGCCGCGCGCCUCCGGCCGGCUCCGGCGGACGAUGCCGAUGUGCGCCCAGGAUGCUGUCGCAUUUGCUCCUGCUCCUCUCCGCGCUCGCCAAGCUGAGCCAGGGCUUCCGCACACACGGGACAGAGCUGCCCAGCCCUCUUUCUGUGUGGUUUGAAGCCAGAUUUUUCCAACACAUCCUCCGCUGGACACCUAUCCCAGAGCAGUCGGAGAGUACCUACUAUGAAGUGGAACUCAAGAUGUACGGAACCAAGAUCUGGGAAGACAUCCCCAGCUGUGGAAAGGUCGGGACAUCAUCCUGUGAUCUCACCGAGUUUACCCUGCAUCUAUACCAUAAUAAUGGCUACUGGGCCAGAGUUCGGGCAGUAGACAACAGCCGGUACUCCAACUGGACCCUCACUGAGACCCGCUUCACAGUGGAUGAAGUGAUUCUGACAGUCGGGAGCGUGACACUGGAGGUAACCAACGACGGCUUCAUCAUUGGGACAAUCCAUCCCCCCAGGCCCCAGAUAGUCCCUGCAGGUGAUGAGUAUGUACAGAUCUUCGAGAAUUACCGCAGAUACAUGAUUUCCAUCCGAAAGUUUCAGGAGGAAAAGAACACAACCAUGACAGUGAAUUACGAGAACUUCACCUUCAAAGUCCCCACAGAGAAGGGAGAGUUUUGUUUCAAGGUGAAGCCCUCGGUGGAAACCCGAAAUAACAGAGCAGAGUGGUCAGAGGAGCAGUGUUUACGUCUCACGGAGCAAUACUUCACUGUGACCAACCUCAGCAUUCUCUUCAUGUCAAUCCUGAUACUCAGUGGAGUCCUGGCCUGCCUGGCUCUCCAGCACUACAUCCGGCGCCCUGGGAAGUUACCUGCAGUCCUGGUCCUUGAGAAGUCCCACAACUUCUUCCCGGUCCACCCUCUCUGCCCAGAAACUCUCAACACUGUUCACAUCCUGGACUUGGAGGCCUUCCGGAAGGUGUCGCCAGAGCUGAAAGACUCGGACCUUCACGGCAGCACUGACAGCGGCUUCGGCAGCAGCGGCAAGCCGUCACUGCAGACUGAGGAGUCCCACUUUCUCCUCCCUGGCUCCCACCCCCAGGGACUAGGGAUGCUAGGAAAGGAAGAGCCUCCUGAGCUACGGGGCAGCUGUGCGGACAACACAGACAGUGGGAUCUGCCUGCAGGAGCCCGGCUCACAUUCCAGCAUGGGGCCCGAGUGGAAGCAGCAGCUUGGAUACACCAGUCAGGGCCAGGAUGACAGCAACGUUCACUUAGUCCAGAGCUCUCCGGAGCAGGCUGAGGACACACAGAGUGGCUCUGCCUUGGGCCAUGUCCAUCUCCUAGAACCUGGAGUCCCGGAGGAGAAAGACCAAGUCGUGGUGACGUCCCAGGGCUACCAGAAACAGGCCAGAUGGAAGGAAGAGGCAGCAGACCCAGCCGGACACUUGGACAAAGAGAUUCCCUUGGCAGAUGACUCUGACCCUAAACUUGGGGUGUGCCUACAGGCCGAGUUAGCUUGGCCUCCACCAGCUCUGGCCAAGGGUUAUUUGAAACAGGAGUCCCAAGGGAUGACCCCAGCACCAGCAGGGCCCCUAAGUAGGCAAAGGAGUCAGCUGGCUGAAGGAUGGUCGCUCCUGGGCGUGGUCAGCUGUGGAGACCUAGGCACAGAGACUUGGAAUUUUGCCCAUGAACUUGCCCCUCGGGACUAUGGGGCAGCCCCUGGUGGCCUCCUGGCUAGCUUAGACUCUAAGCUGGCCACCCUGCCGCUGAUCUCCAGCCUGCAGGUAGAGGAAUGACCCAGGCUAAGGGUUCUUCGUAUUCCAGCAUAACUGCUCUCCUGUCUGCAUCAGGAGGGCCCAGGAGCCAAAGAAAUGUGCGGGCCUUUUUCUACAGAUCCACUGUGGCCGGCUAGGACAGGCCCCACAGGACAGGAAAAGGCCAUCUUGCUGGGCUAGUAUCCAGUAUGUGGGAGGUUGUGUUUGGUUCCCCUGAGAGGGGCCCUGAAGAUUCCAGCCGAGCUGGAGGGUAGAUAGAGGCCUUACUCCUCAGGCCUGGGUCCUGGACCGAAAGGACCUGUGUUUGGGAGGAACCUCAGGGUUUUCUGGAUGUGGUAAGGCUGCCAGGCUGAUGUCUGAGCAGCCUGGAUGUCUAUGGAGGAGGGGGAGAGGCUAGCCUCCUGCAGGGUACAGGGAGGGCCCCAGAAAGAAAGGAGGGGCAGGAGCCAGGUUUAAUGUUGUCAUGUAGAGACACUCCCCAACUUGGACAGGGUGCCUGUCACUGGUAGAUCUUGAGGUACAUACCACCUUGAAUGAUCAGCCAGCUAAUUCAGAACUGUGGGGCAAAGGGGACCGAGACACAGAAUCUGCACCUCCUGUGGGGUGCCUCUGCUAUCCAUCAGCAGACACCUCCCUCUUUUUGACAAACACGUCUGUGUCCCCUGGGCUAUCUGCAGUGGCCAAGCCAUUGCUCCUUGCUGCUCACUAGUGUGCUGACAGGCCAGACAAACUAUGGCUGUCUGUGUUAGCACACUACCCUAUAGGUAGCCUUUGGGCAUAGACACUGGCCCAGCCUUAGGACUUACAUGUCUGCAUUUGCUGCUAAUUUUUAACUACAGACCCAGAGGACAGGGGGCUGGGCUGGCAUCUCUGGGUUCAGCUGCGUGACCGUGGACCAGCAGCUUCUUCAGGGGACGAAAAUAAAGAAUGAAUUGUGAGGAAGAUUCCCUCACGUUGAAUGUUAGCCAAGUUGGCCCUGGGGUGAUACUUUAGGUCUUGCCUACCGCUGGACUGGCAGGAAGUAGACUGUGGAACCCAUCUGCCCACAGGUGGCUUCUGCCUGUGGUCUCAGAGAUCUUGCAGGAGUCUAGGACCUUGUGUCAAGAUAGUUGCUAGACACUGGGGCCCAGGGCUGGCCCCUGCUUCCCUUUACUGCAUUUGAGAUCUGUCUUCAAGCAAAGGAAGUUUGCAGCCCCUGAGUAAGGAUGCUGGGAGACACAGCAGGGCUGCUGAUCCCCUGGCAGGGCUGCUGGUCCCUGAGCCCAGACUGUCUCUGAAGCUUUCCAAAAACAGACUGUGUGACCCAGGAAAACCAGCCAUGAGCCUUGCCACCCUGCCAAGAAGGCCAUGAUGCCAGUCUGAUACCAGAGCUCCUUCUGAAGUUGGAAGGACUCCUUGGGAUUGCCGUGGAACCUUUAUUUAUUUAUUUUGCUCACUUAUUUAUUGAAGAGGCAGCAGAGCACAGGGGCAGGUCUCGGGGUCUCUCCGGAGGUCCAGUUCUGACGGCACCGUUUCUAGCUGUGUGACCUUGGGCAAGUCACAUUUCCUCUUUGAGCCUCAGUUUUCCUGUCUGUAUGUAAAACUUGAAAAGUUCCUGACACUCCCAGUCCCUAGGAGUGUGGAGUCUCAUUGGGAAAAUGGACAUGGCUGUGCCUGAAACAGCCAGUGAGUGUGGUGUGUUUUCAUUCCAAUAAAUAGUCGCAGGUA
Messenger RNA from Peromyscus maniculatus bairdii (prairie deer mouse), 3470 nucleotides. It is a transcript of the gene Il10ra, whose product is annotated as interleukin 10 receptor subunit alpha. Gene Ontology annotation, cellular component: plasma membrane. Gene Ontology annotation, biological process: cytokine-mediated signaling pathway. Gene Ontology annotation, molecular function: protein binding; interleukin-10 receptor activity. The record is from RefSeq and is a predicted model, not a curated record. NCBI's taxonomy places the organism in Eukaryota, Metazoa, Chordata, Mammalia, Rodentia, Cricetidae.